UAAAAGACUGUCUCAACAGCUCCGAGUGGUUGGAACCUUUCUCCCUCUCCUUCCCUUCCCCUUCCCCUCCCAGGAAAGGCUGAGACACGGCACCGGGGCUGUCCCGUGGCGGCUGCGGCCUCAGCUACUACCCGGCUGGGGUACGGAAAGUCCAGGCCGCUUCCAGGGCGAGUGCUCCUGAUUGUGACAUCACACCCAUCCCUUUGGUGAUAGAACUUACUCUGGGAAGGAAGACUCAGUUGGAGAAUAGCCAACAAGAUGGGUUACUGGGAGCCUCUCCUGAGUGGCACUGAGUGGAGGCAUCAGGGGGUUGGAGCCUUGUGAACAGGGAACCUGCCCCCCAACACUUGGAAGCCUGGUGUCUGUACUACAAGAAUGGCGGUAGCUAUCAUCUGGAACAGCAGUAACCAGUCUUAGGUUGCAUUCAUUGAAGUAGAGAGGACAGAAGGCCCUGGGUUUCAGUGAUGAGACAUGGGGUAUGAUGUAACCCGCUUCCAGGGGGAUGUUGACGAAGAUCUUAUCUGUCCUAUUUGCAGUGGCGUCUUGGAGGAGCCAGUCCAGGCACCUCAUUGCGAGCAUGCUUUCUGCAAUGCCUGUAUCACCCAGUGGUUCUCUCAGCAGCAGACGUGUCCGGUGGACCGUAGCGUAGUGACGGUUGCCCACCUACGCCCAGUACCUCGGAUCAUGCGGAACAUGUUGUCAAAGCUGCAGAUUGCCUGCGACAACGCUGUGUUUGGCUGCAGUGCUGUUGUCCGGCUUGACAACCUAAUGUCUCACCUCAGCGACUGUGAGCACAACCCAAAACGGCCUGUGACCUGUGAACAGGGCUGCGGCCUGGAGAUGCCCAAAGAUGAGCUGCCAAACCACAACUGCAUUAAGCACCUGCGCUCAGUGGUACAGCAGCAGCAGACACGCAUCGCAGAGCUGGAGAAGACCUCAGCUGAACACAAACACCAGCUGGCAGAGCAGAAGCGAGACAUUCAGCUGCUGAAGGCGUACAUGCGUGCAAUCCGCAGCGUCAACCCCAACCUUCAGAACUUGGAGGAGACUAUUGAAUACAAUGAGAUCCUAGAGUGGGUGAACUCCCUACAGCCAGCUAGGGUGACCCGCUGGGGAGGGAUGAUCUCCACCCCGGACGCUGUACUCCAGGCUGUGAUCAAGCGCUCCCUGGUGGAGAGUGGCUGUCCUGCCUCUAUUGUCAACGAGCUGAUAGAAAAUGCCCACGAGCGAAGCUGGCCCCAGGGUCUGGCCACACUGGAGACAAGACAGAUGAACCGGCGGUACUAUGAGAACUAUGUGGCCAAGCGCAUCCCCGGCAAGCAGGCUGUUGUGGUGAUGGCCUGUGAGAACCAGCAUAUGGGUGACGACAUGGUGCAGGAGCCGGGGCUGGUCAUGAUAUUUGCGCACGGCGUGGAGGAGAUAUAGAUUUCAGCAGGCUGGCAGGAAAAGAUGGAAAUCAGAAAAUCUCAUCACUCCAGUAGCUGAGCCCUGAGUCCUUCCCACUGUCCUUAACACUGUGGCUGGUACUGGAGCCACAUCUCCCUGUGCUUCUGGCACUGAAGGGCCCUGGAACACUUUGCUCAGCCUUUCAGGUGGGAAACUCAGAUUCCCCUCUUUUGCCUAAUUUCUUCCCUGCAGAUGUCUGUAAAUUUUCAGUCUGGGUAGGAAAGUCCCCACUUCUAUAUGUUUUCCUGCCUGGGGUCCCUGGUUCCAGACAUUUUCAGAAAGCACAAAGGUAUUCAUUUCCUCCCCAGAGGAUCAGGGUAGUGCAAGAAACCUUGAAUCGUUCCCCUUCUUCAAAACCAGGGAAUUGAGCAGGCAGUCCUGUUGGCUCUCAACACUUAGAGGGCCGCUCUGGGGAGCAGACAUCCUGAAGAAGCAGUAAAGGUGGAAACCCAAACCCUAGAAAUAAUGAGCCAGUAACUCACCAUGACUGAUGGCCCUUAGGGGAAGACUGGACCUCUGUGCCAAGCAAUACCUUGUUCAGCCCACCUUAGAGGUGCGGGCUGCCGCUGGGUCUGCACGUGUGCAAGUUGGGAAGCCGAAAAUUCCCAGAUGAACUCUCCUUGCCCACACUUCCUCUUAAUUAGGGAAUGACAGGAAUGGGGGUAGGGGGUUAGUCUGUUGGGGUGACUAUGCUCAGCAAGAAGCAGCACCCUGGCUUUUGCUGAAAUCAGGUAGGCAGGCGCCUCUUGUGGCACAGGCUGUGAUAGUUCCACCACCCCCUCCAGCCCUGAGAUUGUAACCAGUUAUGCUGAUAAUUUCCUUUGGCCAUUGUUUGUUUAUAUUUCAUUGUCCCCCUCCCACUUUUUUUUUUUUUUUUUUU
Messenger RNA from Artibeus jamaicensis (Jamaican fruit-eating bat), 2326 nucleotides. It is a transcript of the gene RNF41, whose product is annotated as ring finger protein 41. The transcript has 8 exons. The record is from RefSeq and is a predicted model, not a curated record. Gene Ontology annotation, molecular function: ubiquitin protein ligase activity; zinc ion binding. Gene Ontology annotation, biological process: protein K63-linked ubiquitination; positive regulation of JNK cascade; regulation of canonical NF-kappaB signal transduction. Bases 472 to 1425 code for a protein of 317 amino acids. NCBI's taxonomy places the organism in Eukaryota, Metazoa, Chordata, Mammalia, Chiroptera, Phyllostomidae. Gene Ontology annotation, cellular component: plasma membrane signaling receptor complex.